AUCAGUCACCCUCACACUGACCAACAGUCCACUCUGUCUCUGUAAGAAGACUGCUGUUGAUUUUGACCUUUCAUUUAAAUUAUUUAUGUUUUAUGAGUUUUCAUUAACACAGCAGUUGUAAUAAGGUCAUUAAAUUAUAAAAUCAACUUUCUGAUUGGAAGCUGAAGACUACGACAGCCAUGUUGUUGGCAGAAGCUGGAUGUGUGUUUAUGGGUUUUAUCCUGUACAUCUCAGGUGUUCAGGGACAAACAAACAGCAUCUGUGCCUUAAAAGGUUCAUCAGUGGAUCUGCUCUGCUCAGCUAAACAUCCCACUUCAAGCAUGAAAUGGUACACUGCACACUGGAAUGGAUCUACACUUGUUCAGAAUGAACUCUCUGUAGAUGGAAAUCGUAUUACGUACGAGCCUGAAGAAAAUCAUCCAGCUCUAACAAUCAAUGACCUGAGAGAGAGUGAUGCAAACUUUUACUGCUGCAGAGAGAAUACUGACCAACCACAACUCUGCUGGGACAAUAAAAUUCAGCUCAUUGUUUCAGACCUGCAGGUAAAGGUGAUUCCUGCCACAGAGGGACAGACAGUAACACUGAUGUGUAGCACCAGCUGUCCUCUGACUGAAACCCCUGCAGCCUACAUCUGGUACAAGAACGGAGAGUUUCUCUAUCAGGACUGGUCUUCCUGGUACCAACAGCUGGUCAGCAGUGAGGAAGCAGUCAGAUACUCCUGUGCUAUCAAAGGCUACGAGGAUCUCAGAGCCCCUGAAGUCUCAGUGGAUUCUGUCACAUCAACUUGCUUUACUGUGACCUAUGCUAAAGGGAGAAUGUGUUCUUAUAAGCAGACAUCAGAGGAUGAGCCCUGCUCCAUCACAUAUCCCAGAGAAGUACAUGUUAACAGGAGUCCUGCAGCCAAUCAGGACCAUAUCAGUCUGACCUGUAACACCAGCUGUCCUCUGACUGCCACUGUGUGGUAUAAGAACGGACACAGAGAGCACGAGAGACCACCUUAUGUAGUUCCCAACACUUCUAUUGACACAAUCUUCUGUGCUGUAAAAGGUUUCGAGGAUCUGCACUCUGAUGAAGUCUGUGUUGAUGAUAGAAACUGUUGGACUGUGAAUUACGUCAGCAGGAGAAUCUGUGCUCUACAAGGCUCUUCAGUGGACAUUACAAGUGAAUAUUCUUAUCCCAACUACCAGCUGCCACAGUCUAAAUCUUGGUUUAAAAUAACAAGAAGUGGGAAGGAAGAAGUUAAAGAGCUGAUUGAGGCUGCAGGUCAUGUGGAGUAUUAUGACUACAUGAAGAACCAACACAUCCUGAGAAUCAAUAACCUGAAGAAGAAUGACUCAGCAGAAUACACAUUCAGACUCCAACAACAAAAUGGAGAAUGGAAACAGUCGGAUUCUCCUGGAGUGACUUUGGUAGUCACAGGCCUGAGAAUGAAGUUUACUCCUUCUGCAGUGGUGACAGAGGGUCAGAGAGUCACACUGACCUGCAGUACCAGCUGUCCUCUGACUGACAACACAAACUACAUCUGGUACCUGAACAGUCGACCUCUGACCCUGCCAGAGAACCAGAACAAGCACCUGGUUCUAGACCCAGUCAGCAGUCAGCAUGCAGGAAGAUACUCCUGUGCUGUCAAAACCCACAACAACAUCAGCUCUCGUGAAAAGACUCUCACUGUCCACAGUAAAACAGGAAAAUGGACACCAGCAGCAGCUGCAGGAGUCGGAGCUGUUCUCCUGGUUAUAAUACCUCUCACUGUCUUCUGGUGGAUUAGAAGAAAGAGGACUUCAGAUCAAUCUCCUACAACUGGAGCAACGGACAACACGGAGCAGCUAAACCCUGAACCUUUGUAUGAAAACAUCUCAGCUCCACCAGCAGAGCAGGAGGAACUUCACUAUAGCAGAGUCCACUUCUCCAGGACCCAGACAAAUCCUCUUUACUCCACCGUCCGACCACCUCAGCGAAAAGAACAGGAGGAUGUUGCUUAUGCUGUUGUCAACUUUAGAUCCAACAAGGUAACUCAUUCAGGAUCUACUUACUGGACUUACUCAUCUUAAUGUUACUGUUAAUGGCAUGUUACUGCCACAGUGGUGUGUUGUUGGAACAUUACUGCCUGAUAAGCCAGACUUUUCAAAUUCUACCACCAUUUGACCUCCUGGAGUCCCCAAAAGUACUGAGUGGAGAGCUUAGAGAUGUUUCUACGGUAUGAGUAACAACAGCCGAAAUGUGCUGGUCUCACAGUAAAGUUGAUCAUUGCCCCUUUAUCGUAGUUUGUCAGGUAUAAGUUCACUGAAGAAUUUAAUGCUUUGUUACUGGUGUGCUUUAUGUUAUUUUAUAUUACAUUGUUUUAUUUGCUGCUCUAACUGUAACAGCUGUAUCUGUAUAUCUCAAUAUCUGAUUUUGCUCUCAACAACAUGUUGUAAUCUGCAGUAUAUUAAAAGAUCAUUACAAGACAUUA
Messenger RNA from Dicentrarchus labrax (European seabass), 2452 nucleotides. RefSeq lists its product as uncharacterized. The transcript has 9 exons. NCBI's taxonomy places the organism in Eukaryota, Metazoa, Chordata, Actinopteri, Moronidae. The record is from RefSeq and is a predicted model, not a curated record. Bases 180 to 2051 code for a protein of 623 amino acids.